Molecule: messenger RNA, 1272 nt
Organism: Gastrolobium bilobum
Lineage: Eukaryota; Viridiplantae; Streptophyta; Magnoliopsida; Fabales; Fabaceae
Product: putative beta-glucosidase 41
Exons: 10
Coding region: 16-1272 (418 amino acids)
Biological process (GO): carbohydrate metabolic process
Molecular function (GO): beta-glucosidase activity
Source: RefSeq, a predicted model, not a curated record
AAUGAUAUAAACUUGAUGAAGGAUUUGGGAAUGGAUUCUUACAGAUUUUCCAUAUCAUGGCCAAGAAUUUUCCCAAACGGAACAGGGGUACCCAAUACAGAGGGAAUAAAAUAUUACAACAGCCUCAUUGAUGCAUUACUUGAAAAAGGAAUCCAGCCUUUUGUAACCCUUUAUCAUUGGGAUCAUCCACAGAUGCUUGAAGAUAAAUAUGAAGGAUGGUUAAGCACACAAAUCAUAAAAGAUUUCGAGCAUUAUGCCUAUACCUGCUUCCAAGCUUUUGGGGACAGAGUUAAGCACUGGAUUACCUUCAACGAACCUCAUAACUUCGCUCUCCAUGGUUAUGAUUUAGGCAUUCAAGCACCAGGAAGAUGUUCCCUUUUGGGUCAUCUUUUAUGUAAGAAGGGAAAGUCAUCCACGGAACCAUACAUUGUUGCUCAUAACAUUCUCUUGUCUCACGCUGCUGCCUAUAGAAGUUACCAACUACAUUUCAAGGAACAACAAGGAGGUCAAAUAGGGAUAGCACUAGAUGCCAUUUGGUAUGAACCCAUAACUGAACUUGAUGAAGACAAAGAUGCAGCAGCCAGAGCCAUGGAAUUUUCACUUGGAUGGUUCCUUGACCCGCUUUUCUUUGGAAUGUAUCCUCUCUCAAUGAAAAAUCUUGUAGCUGAGAGAUUGCCAGAGAUUUCUAAUGCAACCUCAAACUUGCUUCUGGGAUCUUUGGAUUUUAUUGGCAUAAAUCACUAUACCUCAGUGUAUACUCGUAACGACAGGACUCGGAUUCAUAAACUUAUUAUGCAAGAUGCUGUAUCUGAUGCUGCUGUCAUUACAACAUCAUAUAGAAGAGGAGCUGCAAUUGGAGAAAGGGCAGCUUCACGUUGGUUGCACAUUGUCCCAUGGGGUAUCAGAAAGUUGGUAAAGUAUGUGAAAAGCAAAUAUGGGAACAUCCCAGUAAUUAUAACAGAGAAUGGAAUGGAUGACCCAAGCAAACCCUUUAUGACCUUAGAAAAGGCAUUAAAGGAUGAUAAGCGGAUAAGGUACCAUAGGGACUAUCUCUCAAACCUAUCUGCUGCUAUAAGGCAAGAUGAUUGCAAUGUUCGCGGUUACUUUGCGUGGUCGUUGCUUGACAAUUGGGAAUGGAACUUGGGAUAUACUGUACGCUUUGGGCUCUAUUAUGUGGAUUUCAGGAACAACCUUACUAGGAUACCAAAAGCUUCGGUCCAAUGGUUCAAAAACAUGCUCAGAUUAGAAAUGCAAGAGAUUAGUGAAAUUUGA